Nestor notabilis (Kea) is the source of this 1137-nucleotide messenger RNA. RefSeq names its product actin, alpha 1, skeletal muscle (gene ACTA1). NCBI's taxonomy places the organism in Eukaryota, Metazoa, Chordata, Aves, Psittaciformes, Psittacidae. The record is from RefSeq and is a predicted model, not a curated record.
AUGUGUGAUGACGAUGAAACCACUGCCCUUGUAUGUGACAAUGGUUCUGGGCUUUGCAAAGCUGGGUUUGCAGGAGGUGAUUCCCCCAGAGCUGUAUUUCCAUCCAUCGUUGGACGACCUCAACAUCAGGGGUGUUUGGUGGGAAUGGGUCAAAAAGACAGCUAUGUAGGGGACGAAGCACAAAGUAAGAGAGGGAUCCUGACACUGAAAUAUUCCAUCGAGCAUGGAAUCAUCACUAAGUGGGGAGAUGACAUGGAAAAGAUUUGGCAUCAUUCUUUCUACAAUGAACUCCGGGUUGUGCUGGAGGAACACCCCAUCCUGCUGACCGAGGCCCCCUUGAAUCCAAAGGCCAACCAUGAAGAAAUGACUCAGAUCAUGUUUGAGACGUUCAAUGUGCCAGCCAUGUACGCAGCAAUUCAGGCAGUGCUGUCUCUGUGUGCAUCUGGAAGAACAACUGGGAUAGUUUUGGAUUCUGGGGAUGACAUCACACCCAACAUGCCCGUUUAUGAGGGCUAUGCCUUGCCCCAUGCCAUCAUGAGACUUGAUCUGGCAGGCAGAGACCUCACUGACUAUCUCAUGACGAUUCUUACCGAGAGAGGCUACUCCUUUGUCACUACAGCAGAACGGGAGGUUGUGAGAGAUGUCAAGGAGAAGCUUUGUUAUGUGGCACUGGAUUUUGAAAAUGAAAUGGCAACUGCUGCUUCCUCCUCCUCUCUUGAAAAGAGCUAUGAGCUUCCUGAUGGACAAGUCAUCACCAUUGGGAAUGAGUGGUUCCGGUGCCCGGAAACUCUCUUCCAGCCAUCCUUCAUAGGGAUGGAAUCUGCAGGUAUCCAUGAAGCCACUUACAACAGUAUUAUGAAGUGUGAUAUCGACAUCCGUAAGGAUCUUUAUGCUAAUAACGUCCUCUCUGGAGGAACCACACUGUAUGCUGGCAUUGGUGAUCAUAUGCAGAAAGAGGUUACAGCUUUGGCUCUGAGUACUAUGAAGAUUAAGAUGAUUGCACCACCCGAACGGAAAUACCCGGUCUGGAUUGGGGGUUCAAUAUUGGCAUCCCUGUCCACUUUUCAGCAAAUGUGGAUCAGUAAAGAUGAAUAUGAGGAUGCUGGUCCCUCUGUUGUCCACUGCAAGUGCUUUUGA